GAAAAGCGUCCGCCGUGAGCGACAGACACGCCGCAGUCGAUCCGUUCGAGUCCGCUUCGCUGCGCUCUGCCCCCAUCUCAGUCGAUUCGAUUGCAUCCGAUCGGUUUCCAAUCCGCAGCCCCGCCCGUGGAGCUCUCCGCCGGAGGGAUCACUUUACGGAGUUACUCAGACCCGAAAAGUUGACCAGUGGUUCGGUCAACGCAGAGAAAACGCGUGGUGCCCGAGGGUCCGUGUGCUGUGUGUGUGGCCAGGAGAAAGUGGCGCAGGCAGGGGGCAGUACGUGCCGCCAUCAGGAUUUUCCGAGUGCGCCGGGUAACGUGAGACGACGGGAAACGGGAGACUACGGAAAACAACCUGAAAUCCAUUUGCCGCAAUUUGAGGAACCAGCGACAACAACAUGUGUAAACGCUAACGAGCGCGAAAACGCGAACAUUUUGAUUGAUUUUGAUUGACAUGCCACUCAGCGCAUGCCACCCACUGCGAAAAAGUGACAGAAAACAAAAGAGGGGGGCGUAAAAAUAAAACAAACAACCAACUCGAGGACAAUCGCUGCAACAAAAAACAACGCCCACAAGUAUUCACUAUAAAUCAAACAAAUAUUGAAGCGUUUGAAGCACUUUCGGGUCUAAAAAAUAAUUGCCCCAAGGGCUGUCAGCGAAAGUGCCAGCCCAAACAGGAAAAAAUAUAUGCCAUAGCGCCAGAAACAAAUGCAAUCAAAUCAAGGCCCAUAAAAACCGCACAAAACACGCUCGCAUAAAGCAAAGAAAAGCCAGUCGACAAAAUAAUACAAAAAAUAAUAAAAUCCACAGCAUCAGGCGGCUAAUCAACUACAACAAAAUAACAAAAAAAAUAUAUACACAUAUAAAAAAGCGCUGAGUUGGGAAACUGUUUUUUUGGCCUUUCAGUUGGAUUUCCUACUCCUUGCUGUGUCAGUGUAGUGGUGUGUUUCACUCGCGUAUACAUAUACGUUUAUUUUUGUGUGCCUGCGUAGGAAAAAGGAUAAAAUAUGCCGGCAUUGAUUUUAUCCUGCGACAACAGCAGCAACAACACCACCAUCGGCUAAACAGCAGCCAGGACAACAACAACUUUCAUAAUAAGAAACGAGCUGGGAAAGUUGCAGGAAUCGAGGGCAAAGUUUUCGGACAUUUUCGGUUUUUUUUGGAACACUAAGCCGCGGAUGAUUAAAACGAUAAAAAGAUUGCCCAACUAUUUCGAAAGCUCUUAAAAGGAACCGGCAUUUAAGGGCACACAAAACAACUUCGACAAGAACACGCGGCAAAUGCAUUACAUUAUAAUUUCAUUAAGGACAAAAGCCUUUCUCCGCCGGCAGUGAAACAACGUUGCCGGGAGAUAAAAGGGGAGAAGUAGGAGCCAAGAGCGCGGAGAAAGGCGUAAGGAGAAAGUCGGAAAGCCGCAAAAGGCGACAAUAGCCCCCGAGCCCAUUGCCUACUUCUGGGCGCUGUCAAGCGAAAAUCAAGGACCUGGCGUUUUUAUGAAAUUAAUACAAAGGACGUCGCUGAAGCAGUAGAACUGGAAGUGGAAGUGGAAGCGGAAGUGGCAGCCAUGACAAAAGCCGCGGCGACAGGACAAUGAUGGGCGGCCCUUCGAUAGCGAUUACAGUGGGAGUAGCGCUGCUUUUAUGGCCCGACAAUCCUGCUCCUCGAGCAGACGUGACAGCCUCCGAUCGGCUAAUAAUAUUUACCCGCGGAGAGAGCCCCGCUGCAUAAUUUGACAUGCCAACGUGAGCCAGCUGGCGCAAAAUAUUUACCAAUCAGCCAGGAGUCCCCGAGAACAAAACUUAGAAAAAUCUCUGAAGAAAGGAGCAGGCCACUUGAGACAAUGAGGGCUCUGCCAAUCCUGGUGUCACUGCUCACUCUUCUGGCCCCAAGCCUCGCCUGUCCGCCCGAGGUGUGUGUGUGCAAGUGGAAGGGCGGCAAGCAGACGGUGGAGUGCGGGGGCCAGCAGCUCUCCAACCUGCCCGAGGGCAUGGAUCCGGGCACCCAGGUGCUCAACUUCAGCGGCAACGCCCUGCAGGUCCUGCAGUCGGAGCGGUUCCUGCGGAUGGACCUGCUCAACCUGCAGAAGAUCUACCUGUCGCGCAACCAGCUGAUCCGCAUCCACGAGAAGGCCUUUCGCGGCCUGACCAACCUGGUCGAACUGGAUCUCAGCGAGAAUGCGCUGCAGAACGUGCCCAGCGAGACGUUCCAGGACUACAGCUCCCUGAUGCGCCUCUCGCUGAGUGGGAACCCCAUCCGUGAGCUGAAGACCUCGGCCUUCCGCCACCUGUCCUUCCUCACCACCCUGGAGCUGUCCAACUGCCAGGUGGAGCGCAUCGAGAACGAGGCCUUCGUGGGCAUGGACAACCUGGAGUGGCUGCGCCUCGACGGCAACCGAAUCGGGUUCAUCCAGGGGCCGCACAUCCUGCCCAAGUCGCUGCACGGCAUCAGCCUGCACAGCAACCGGUGGAACUGCGACUGCCGCCUGCUGGACAUCCACUCCUGGCUGGUCAACUACAACACCCCGCUGGCGGAGGAGCCCAAGUGCAUGGAGCCGGCGAGGCUGAAGGGCCAGGUGAUCAAGGGCCUGCAGCGGGAGCAGCUAGCUUGCCUGCCGGAGGUGAGUCCCCAGUCGAGUUACACGGAGGUCAGCGAGGGCAGGAACAUGUCCAUCACCUGCCUGGUAAGGGCCAUCCCGGAGCCGAAGGUCCUCUGGCUGUUCAAUGGUCAGGUGAUGAGCAACGACAGCCUGGUGGACAACCUGCACAUGUACUACUACAUCGACGAGACCAUCGGCGUGAGCGGCGCCGAGGAGAAGCGCAGCGAGAUCUUCAUCUACAACGUGGGGGCGGAGGACAACGGCACCUUCUCCUGCGUGGGCCAGAACAUAGCGGGCACUACCUUCAGCAACUACACCCUGCGGGUGAUCAUCAAGGAGCCGCCGGUGGUGAACGAGGUCUCAUUCCCCAGGGACUACAUGAACUACAUUGUGGCCAGUAGUGCCGGCGGCGGCAUCAUCUUCGUGGUGCUGCUCUGCACCAUUGUGGUCAAGUGCAAGAAGAGCUCGGAGCCGGCCAAGCAGCGCAAGAAGUGCGACCAGGUGACGAGCAUCGCCGGCGGCACGGACUCCUCGACGGGCAGCACCCAGGACACGGGCAUGGGCAUGAUGAAGUGCGCCUCGAUCCUGAACGACGGCGGGGACAGUAUGAACGGGAAUGCGGGACUCCUGAUGGGCGACACCAUGACUCCCACCAAGGCGGCAAAUGGAGCAGCGGGCGGGGGCAUUAUCCUGGGCAAUCAGAUGAAGCAGAACCUCCUGCUCUACGCCAGCCCCAAUCCCGGCCAGCAGCAGCAGCAGCUGCAGCUGAAUGUCAACCUGAUGGGCGCUGGACCGGGCUCACCCCCGCUGCUCUUGAGCAAUGGCCAUGGCCUGGCCGCAGCCUACUGCUCGCCGCCCGCCUCGUUGAGGAACUACCAGGAGAAGAAUCCUGACCUGGUCAACGAUGCGGAGAGCGUGAAGCACAAGCUGAAGACGGCGGUGAGUCUGGACGGGGCCGGGGAGUACGAGACGCAGAGCGACUGCGGCCAGUACGAGGGCUGCUAUCAGUUGGCGGCGGCACCACAUCCUCAUCAGCACCCGGGACACCAGCACCCUCACCCGGGACACCCGCUGAUGGGCCGCUUUGCCCAGGCGAUGACCACCCUGCCGCGCGGCAUGCAACUGAAGCCGGCUCCCCAUCAGGUCGAUGUCCACCUGAACCCGGUGUGCUUCCUGGGCCAGGAUGGAUCCUUCGCCUACGACUACAGCAGUGCCCACUUGGUGCAGCAGCCACCGCAGCAGCAGCAGCAACAGGUGCAGCCGGCGGCCAACUUCUACCGCACCUUGCCACACAACCGGUUGCACAAACAGCAGCAAUUCCAGGCGGCGGCUGCGGCUGGCGGCAAUGUGGGUGGAGGCAAUCCCACCCUGCGCUACAGCCUGGAGGCCGAGUUUAUCCAGAGGGGACCGACGGUGAGCUACGAGAAGUACCAGCUGCCCAAUGUGCGCUUCACGGCGGAGGGCUAUCCGCAACAGCAGCAGCAGCAACAGCAGCAACAGCAGCAGCAGCAGCAGCAGCAGCAACAGUUGCAGCUGCAACAUCAGUUUCCCUCGCCGCCAGAGGGCUACAAGAGCGAUCUCGCGGUGAUGCCGGCGCCCUUUCAGCAGUGGCCCAGUUGUCUGCCCGGCUACCGCUUCGCCCAGUCACCCACCAGCCAGCCGGCGGUGGCCACGCCCCCUGCCGCAGUGGUGGCCGCCCCAGGACCUCCAUCCUCGUCUGCCGGAACCACACAAUCCACCAUCCCGGAGCUGGACGAGAGCGAGGCGUGUUCGCCGCGCCUCGAGGAAGCCGCCGCCGCCGGGUCUGCAGCGCCACCUGGCGGUGGCGAGGAGGAGAACUCGGACUCCGCGAAACUCAAACAGCUUAAUGGACCGCUGGCCGACAGUCCCGACGAGGGCUACGUGGGCGAUGGCCAGGAGACCAGCGACAUUUGACCCGGCCAGCAGCCGGCAGCCCAGCAGGAUGAAGCGGCCUUAGACGAUUCAGUGGCCCUGUAAGCGGCCAGGCUGAUCAGCAAAACCAAACCACUCAUAGCCUAAGUUCCGUCCCCGACUUUGCUUUACUUACUUUUCCCUCUUUCUGUUUGUUGGUUUGCCCGCAAAAAACAGGCAAACAAAAGGCAGACCCGAGUUUAACCUAAUAAUUGGCGGAAGGAGGGUGCUGGAAAUGCCAGUCCGAAAAGGAGAAGGCCCAGAAAACCAAACAAAAGGAGCGCAGUUAGAAGAAAUCUCGGGCAAGCCGAAGUUUAAAUACCCAAGCUAAAGGGAUCUGUUGCGAAUUUGAUUUCCGAGAAUUUUGAUAAAGUUGUAAGCUAUAUAAAAUUUGGAAAUUUGUUUAGAUCAAAUGAUGAGGGUAUAAUCGGAAGGCAAUUUAAGAAUAUCAACCAACAAAUUCCAAAAGGUCAAGUUGAAAAAGAAAUAGAAGGGAAUUUCUGUGGGAUGCCACACGAAUCAGUAUGGUUUUUAAAUCAUUUUAACAUGUAUUUUUAGGUGUCUAAAAGUAUACAACAAUAUAUUUCGAUAAAUACAUUCAGAAAGAGGUCUAUCCUUUAUUCACUGCAUACUUUUAGACACCUUAAAUGGCACUUGAAAGCGAUCCCAGUUCAUUUUCUUAACUCCAGCCUAUGAUAAAAACAUAUUCAAAAUGCUGCACAAUUUAGUAGCCUUUUUUCCCCGACAUCCCACACUUUUCCAGGACCCUUUGCGGUUAGGGUAUUUGGCGAAACAAUAGGCGGACCUAACCUAAUAAAGCCGAAAAACAAAGACGCCGCUAAACAAAAGCCUCUUGUCGUUGUUUGUUUCUGUUUGCUGCGUGCUUCGAGUGGCAAGCUGGCAGCAUUUUAUUUCCGCUGAUGUAAUUGAAAAACUUUUUCAUUUAAUAUAAAGUUUUCAGCAGCUUCCCCGCAGCACAAUGGCGAAAAGAAGGCAAGAAAGCGAGCAGAGGCAAAGAAAUCCCGGGCCUACUAGACUAGACAUAUGGGGUUCCUAUGAGUGUGUGCCCUGCCGAUUGGGUCUUGGGUUUUGGGUUCUCGGAGGCGUUGUUAGUUGACAAUCGACGGGGUAGUCCCAGGCCCACCCCUUCCGAGGACCACUUCACGGGGUUCCGAGUCGGUGGCUCACUUCAGAGCCAAGUGGCAUGUGUUUUCGCCAUGGCGACACCUGCUCUCCGUGACACAAAGGACUCCAAGUCGAGGACCGGCUGUUGAACUGUUGAACCUCUCACGGCGAAGGGCUAAGUCGAGAAUUCCGGCCGAAAAUCGCGAGUGGCAUUAAGGGCUUCUGCUUCGUAGUGUGCUCUAGUUUAUGAAAUUUUAAUUCGGGCCACAUCCGCUCCAGUGUUGCACUUAAAUAAUUUAUAGCAUUUAUUUCCACAGAACUUCGGUCGCAAGCAGUCCUUUCCCUUUCACCCACCUCAUCCCAUGCCAUCCCAUCUUGACUUUGAUUCUCCCGCCUUAAGUUUGUUGUAUCGAAUCGAACAGGCAUGAACACAAGUGUUUCCGGGUAAAAUUAAAGUAGAUAUCGUAAAUUAGAACGGCUAACAUUGUAAGAACUAACUAAACAUAGGAUAGCCCCAACCGUUUGAGACUUGUAUGUAAAUGUAGCUAUAGAGAUCGUUUAAGCAGAGCCCAAGCUUUCACCUUUUAAAGUAAAUGUUCUGUAAAGUGUUCAAGAAUCUCCCACUGUAAAAUAAAUUGGAAAAGAAUCGAGAAGAGCGGAGAUUGCAAAACGCUUGCAAAGUGUUUUGAGGAGAUGGCAAAAACAUACGGUUAGCAAUAGCUAAAAUGCAUAUGAGGAAGCGAGGGCAGAAGCAAUCAUUUAAGCACAAUAUAGAAUAUUGUAAAUUGCAUAAAUAAAUCAUUAGAGGUAAGAACGAAGCAAACACUAACACCUGCAGACACACUCACACACUCGUACUCAGAAUGAUUUGUGUAUCUAGCGAACGAUUAAGUUUUAUUUUCACCAAGUGAGUUAGUUGGCAAAUGCACCUAAGGAAUAUAGCAGCGGACACUAAAUUAAAAAUGCGAAAAAUACCACAAAAACAUUUUAGCCUAGCAAACUGUUUAAAUCUCAGCCCAAACACAGACACACUCGAAGGUAUAUUAAACAAAGAAUUGCCUGCAGGCGGAAUAAUUUUAAAUAUUAUAUGGCAUACACUACAAUAUAAAGAGAAUGUUUAGCAUUAAGUUAAUGGUUAGGCAAGGCAGAACAUAUACGCAUAAAGCAAAUAAAAGGCCCAUAAACGGUCGCAGAACAUUUAAAGGAUAACAGAGAGAGAUUAAAAUUCAGAACGACAAUGGGGAGACACAAUCUAGUUAUAAAUUAAUUUUCUAAGUUAAAUUAAAACUUAAAUGCAUACUGAUAAUAACAGCAGCAAAGUGUAAAAAGGAUAAGAGAGAAAUUAAACCGAAUAAAACGCAUUAAACUGAAGAAUUUAA
Drosophila suzukii is the source of this 7031-nucleotide messenger RNA. Lineage: Eukaryota; Metazoa; Arthropoda; Insecta; Diptera; Drosophilidae. The record is from RefSeq and is a predicted model, not a curated record.